UUGGACUCUAUUAGACACUAGAGUGAAUCCAGCGCUGUCGGGGGGAGAACAUUUCCCUCUAAAUACAACAUUCUAGUCUCCGGGACGACAAUCUACAUUUACCAGCAGGAAACACUCGAGUGGUGGACACGAGUUUGGAGGAGAUGGACCAGGACCAGGACCAGAUCCAGGACCAGAUCCAGGACCAGAUCCAGGACCGGGGUCAGAACCAGGACCAGGAGUCCAGCAGCAGGACCAAAGCGGACUCUUCCUCCGCUGGUCUGCAGAAACAUAAAGCCAAAGAGAGAAAAAAUAGGAGGGAUAAAGUCAUCACCACUUCACCAGGUCUGAAGGUCCGAAAGAGGAUUCAUACUGAAGGGAAGCCGUACACCUGUGACCAGUGUGGGCAAGCUUUUACCACAUCAAGUAUUUUAAGGCGUCAUCAGUGUAUCCACACUGGAGAAAAGCCGCACAAGUGUGAUCAGUGUGGGGCAGCUUUUACAGAACAAAGUAGUCUAAGGAGUCAUCAGCGUAUUCACACUGGAUUUAAGCCGUACAGAUGUGAUCAGUGUGGGGCAGCUUUUACCAUGUCAGGUCAUCUAAGGAGUCAUCAGCAUAUUCACACCGGAGAAAAGCCGUACAAAUGUGAUCAGUGUGGGGCAGCUUUUACCCAACAAGGUAGUCUAAGGAGUCAUCAGCGUAUUCACACUGGGGAUAAGCCUUACAGAUGUGAUCAGUGUGGGGCAGCUUUUACCCAACAAGGUCAUCUAAGGAGUCAUCAGCGUAUCCACACUGGGGAUAAGCCUUACACAUGUGAUCAGUGUGGGGCAGCUUUUACCCGACAAGAUCAUCUAAGGACUCAUCGGCGUAUUCACACUGGAUUUAAACCUUACAGAUGUGAUCAGUGUGGGGCAGCUUUUAACAUGUCAGGUAAUCUAAUGCGUCAUCAGCGUAUUCACACUGGAGAAAAGUCUUACAAAUGUGAUCAGUGUGGGGCAGCUUUUACCCGACAAGAUCAUCUAAGGACUCAUCGGCGUCUAAGCCGUCAUCAGCUUAUUCACACAAGAUAAAAAAUUAUGUCUGGUAUCAGCGGGGGCAGCUUUUACUCGGAAAGCUCCGUUAAAGGUACCAAUUUAGACAUGUUAUGUUCUGAGAAAAAAAUUAAUCUUUAGUUUUGUUUUCAAUUUCAACUGAAAAAUGUGUUUAUCUUAAAGGGGACCUAUUAUGGCAUUUAAUGUAUAUUUUAAACAGGCCUUGAAUGUCUUAAAAACAAUCUAAAGCUUGUUUUUUUCUACAUAAAUCAGAAAUUC
Molecule: messenger RNA, 1289 nt
Organism: Cololabis saira (Pacific saury)
Lineage: Eukaryota; Metazoa; Chordata; Actinopteri; Beloniformes; Belonidae
Product: zinc finger protein 239-like
Exons: 2
Coding region: 144-1049 (301 amino acids)
Biological process (GO): regulation of transcription by RNA polymerase II; central nervous system development
Cellular component (GO): nucleus
Molecular function (GO): RNA polymerase II cis-regulatory region sequence-specific DNA binding; DNA-binding transcription factor activity, RNA polymerase II-specific
Source: RefSeq, a predicted model, not a curated record